AUGGUUCAAUUCAACGGCCCAUACGGCAAAGUCUCCCCUUCGUAUCAGCGCCGGGCAGUUCGUAACCCUCCUGCACAACCUACCAAAAACUUCGCAGGGAAGACGGUCCUCGUGACUGGGUGCAAUACGGGUGUUGGGUACGAAGCGGCACUGAAAAUCGCAGGACUCAAUCCGAAGAAGUUAAUACUCGGCACGCGAACAGUCGCCAAAGGCGAGAUUACCAAAAGCAAAAUCCUGGCCCAAGUGCCGGCGCUGGAUAGCUCAGUUGUAGAUGUCAUCGCCAUCGAGUAUACCUCUUUCAAAUCAGUCAGCCAAUUUGCAGACACAGUUAAACGGUCCACGAAGUCAUUGGACUGCGUGCUUCUAAGCGCCGGUCUGGCAUCGCCGAAACAUCAGCUUGUCGAAGGGGGCUGGGAGAUGGCUUAUAAGGUCAACGUACUUUCCACGGCCCUGGUAACAGUCGAACUCCUGCCAUUGCUCAAAGCGACGCCGGGCAGUGUCUUGGAGUUUGUUGAUUCUGCGGGGUAUUGUAAUGUGAUGAGCAAAGAUGUCUCGCCAAUCCUUGAUGAUGAAUCAGCGAGCACACUGCAGUUUUUCAACGAUCCCAAACGCUGGACGCUUGAGCGAGGGUACUGCGAGCCCAAGCUUCUGCUUAUGUUUGUUCUUGAGGGGUUGGUAGAGGCUCUUGGUGGCAGACAAGGGAAGUUGGGGAGCCCCGAAGACCCGAUUCUGUUGGCAUGUUGUCCAGGGCAAUGUAAGACGGACCUGGGUAGGAACUUUCCGUUAAGUAUGCGGUUGUUUAUGGUGGUGUAUAAUGCUAUCCAUGCGAGAUCGGCCGAGGAAGGGAGUAGGACAUUAGUGACUGGGUUAUUUCAGGGCGAGGAGGCCAAUGGGCGGUUGUGGGUAAAUGAUCAGUUUGAUGACCUUUCCCCAGGGUUAACUGAAGCAGAGUGGAAAGGUUUGCAGAAGCGGGUGUGGAGGGAAGUAUGGGGUGUUUUGAAAGAGUACAAUCCGGAAUUGUCGAUUUGA
Molecule: messenger RNA, 1029 nt
Organism: Talaromyces proteolyticus
Lineage: Eukaryota; Fungi; Ascomycota; Eurotiomycetes; Eurotiales; Trichocomaceae
Product: putative short-chain dehydrogenase
Exons: 2
Coding region: 1-1029 (342 amino acids)
Source: RefSeq, a predicted model, not a curated record